This is a messenger RNA of Drosophila grimshawi, 587 nucleotides long. RefSeq lists its product as uncharacterized. The record is from RefSeq and is a predicted model, not a curated record. The transcript has a single exon. The coding region runs from base 103 to 333 and encodes 76 amino acids. NCBI's taxonomy places the organism in Eukaryota, Metazoa, Arthropoda, Insecta, Diptera, Drosophilidae.
CGAACGCAACUCCACGCAAAAAAUAAAUUUAAAAAAAAAACAACGAUACUACACAAGAAAUAACAAUCUCCUGCUCUUCGAAAUACAUUCAACAUCACCGAUAUGCAACUGCAACGACUUCUACUGGCCAUCGGAUGGAUAUUGGCGCUGCUGCUGGCACAGGGCAGCCCAGGGGCGGAGGCGCGUCGCCUAAUCUUCUACAGUCCAAACAGCAAGACGCUCACUGGCCAGCUGCUCGUCUCCAGUCGCAUGAAGCGACCCUGUCCGGCUGGCAAAAUGCGGGAUCAUCGCGAUCGCUGCCGGCGUGCUGUCAUCUUUGUGCGGAACCAGUAAACAUAACCCUCCCGAAUCCCUGCGCAACAAUUUCUUUUACUAAUUUUAAAUUGUUUUUUUUUUUCUCGCUAAUUUAUUGCCAUUUUGGUUGUAGUCAUGUAGACAUCUUGUUACUAAUAUGUGUAAUUUAUUGUAAUUUCUAAGCAGUAGUAAUAAGCGUCCCAGAAGCUAAGUACAUAUUUAAACGUAUAUGUAAACUCGAUUGUACAUAUGCAUGUACACAAAUAAAUCAAAUUAUCCACGUUAAGUCAUAA